This is a messenger RNA of Helobdella robusta, 2250 nucleotides long. RefSeq lists its product as hypothetical. NCBI's taxonomy places the organism in Eukaryota, Metazoa, Annelida, Clitellata, Rhynchobdellida, Glossiphoniidae. Bases 1 to 2250 code for a protein of 749 amino acids. The transcript has 3 exons. The record is from RefSeq and is a predicted model, not a curated record.
AUGGCCCACAAUUUACGGUCGAAAGACAAAUGCAUGAAAGAGUGUGAUGAGGAGAUAACGUUGGAUCCCGUGCAGGCAACUCAAAUUCGGAUUAUGAUGGAAGCAGCAGAAAAGGAGGAACGACACAGAGAACAAGCAGCGGAAAGAGCUGAAAGACGAACAGAGGAAGCAGCAGCUGAAGAAGUAAGAUUGAAAUUAAGGUUGAUGGAGGAAGAUAUGAGGGAACGUAGAGAAGCUGACAUACAGUUGAGGAGUCAGAAUAAUAAUGCUCAGCAAGGAGACCAUACUGCUAGUAUAAUCCGUAGAAUCAGUCCAAUGUUAGGAAUGUGUCCUAUGAAUCCCCGUGAAAUUGCAGCAUAUUUUCAGAGGAUCGAAGGAAUAUUUGACAGCCAUCGAGUUAGUGAGGAAUUGCGAGCAGAUCUGUUACUGGUUAAUUUGGAAACAAAGAUGAAGACAGUACUAAAUGAGAUUAAAACUGAUGAUUAUCUAAAUUAUGAAGUAAUCAAACAACAGAUCAUACGUUAUUGUCGUUUUUGUCCGAUAAAACUCCGCGAUGAAUUCUUUUUGGCUCGGAAGGCACAUGAUGAGACAUAUCCUGCAUUUGCAUCGAGACUACAUCGAAAUCUCCGAUUCUAUUUACAAAGUCGGAAGGUUGAAACGUUGGAUCAAGCACUUUCAUUGCUAGUCGUGGACCGAAUGAAGGAAUUGUUGCCAAAAAACUUGUUGGAACAUGUAUUAGCUCAGGAAGGUGAGGAAUGGUUAACCCACGAACGUCUGGCCAAUGUUGUGGAGAUAUAUGAGGCCAACAUGAACAUGAGACUGUCUAGUAAUGUAGCCUCAGGAUAUAAACCUAUCCAAAAGGCUGUACGUCCCGGAACAGAUCCCAAAUGGCUCAAAAAAGAGGUUGUAAAAAGGAUCAAUAUCAAAGAAGCUCAUGAAAUGCCAGGUCACUGCUAUGUCUCAGGCCACAAAGGAGUUGAAGAAACCAGAGGGGAACGUUUGAGGAUCAAGGGAUGGAAUAGACCAACGACAGAAGUAGAUGGUGCAUGGGUAAUGAUGGCCUAUAACCCUGAUGAAGGCGAAAGUAUUGCCCCCGCUGUACGAGUAUGGUGUGCAGUGGUACCUAAUGCUAGCAAACAGUUAAUUAUUACACCCAAGGUGGUGGAAUUGUUGAAGAUGGCAGAACAGUAUGAGGUACCUGCCGUGAAACUCGAGAUGACCAGGAAUAUCACACCAAUCAAGUUGGGGAAUGAGAGCACCUUGACGUUCUACAACACUGAUAGCCUCCAGAUACCAUGUCAGGAGAGGUGUGGACGAUCUGAUAGGCGUGAUGGUGUUGAUGCAGCCAAACGUCGUGUCAGUGAAAAUGAUGAUAAAUGUAAUGAUGAAAGCAUUGUUAGAUCACAUGAGGUUAACAAAGCUGGUACCCAUACAGUUCACAACAAUAAUAGUAAUAACAAUAAAAGUAAUGUUGGACGAUAUGAAGUAGCUCACAACAGCAGCAACAGCAACACUACUGGUAAAUUGAUAUCUAACACUAGUAGUAGUGAAAGUACUUCCCACAAUGACAGCGACAGCAAUAGCAGCGACAACAAUAUUGGCAGUAAAGGUACUCACAACAAUAAUGGUGAUAAUACUAAGAUCAAUGUUAGAUUGGAAGUAGCUUACAAUAACUACGAUAUUAAUAAUGGUAAAAUAGAUGGCAGCAGUAUUUUAGAUAAGGUUGGGAAUGAACUAGUUAAUGAAAAUAAUAAUUGUAAAAUAGAUGGCAGUGGUAUUGUAGAUAUAGUUGAUGAUCAUGAGGUUGAUGAGGAGAAAGAUGAUGAAGUCAGUGGAAUUAAUAAUUGUAAUUUGGAUGCCAGUAGUGUUGAUGGUAAUGAGGAUCACGACGUUGAUAGUGAGGAGGAUGAGAAGAUGGAACGUAAUGUUGGUAAUGUUGAUCAGGCAGAUGAUGCUGGUAACGUUGGUCAGUCGAAUGAAGCAGAUAAGGUAGAUGGUGUUGGAGAUGUGGUUCGGUCAGGGGAAGCAAGGGUUGGUAGCGAUGGUGGUCGAUUAGUCGAUGACGAAGAGGCGGAUGUUCAUGAUAAUGAUGGUGGUCAGGAAUAUGCAACGAUGAAGAAUAAUAAAUGUAAUGUUAGAGAUGAAGAUGAUGAAGAGAGUGUAGAAGGUGUACGCUGGGAAAGGAAAAAUUCCUUCAGGAACAACGUAAAUGUCAGACGCUCAAAAAAUGUUGGGAGUGGGCGAAGAUGA